Messenger RNA from Cryptomeria japonica (Japanese cedar), 648 nucleotides. RefSeq lists its product as uncharacterized. The transcript is spliced from 3 exons. The coding region runs from base 1 to 648 and encodes 215 amino acids. NCBI's taxonomy places the organism in Eukaryota, Viridiplantae, Streptophyta, Pinopsida, Cupressales, Cupressaceae. The record is from RefSeq and is a predicted model, not a curated record.
AUGACUAUUGGGAUGUCUUCGUUUAAAGCGUUGUAUGGGUAUGAAGCUCUAUCAUUUAUAGAUUUGGUUUUUGAUGAUAGCAAAGUACCCCGAGCAAAAGAAACCAUACAAGGUUACCAAGACAUUCUCAAAGCAUUGAAGGACAAUAUCUCACAGGCUCAGAACCAACAGAAAAUGUAUGUAGAUAGACAUAGAGGCGAGAGGACCUUUCAGGUAGGAGACUUGGUUUUCCUACGCUUGCAGCCCUAUAGGCAGUCUUGUUUGAAAAGCAGUGGAGCGGAAAAGUUGAAACCACUGUUUUAUGGGCCAUACAAGAAAGAAUUGGGGCAGCAGAUAGUUACCUCUCCUGAAUUGCCACCAUUGGACGAAGAGGGGAAGUUAACUCUUGAACUCGAGGGUAUUGCAGAUUGGAGGGAAAAGAAGUUAAGGAACAAGACUAUUCGUGAAUAUCUAAUUAAGUGGAAAGGGUUACCAUUGGAUGAUGCUUCUUGGGAAGACCCUGCCCUCGGACUAAGCGCUGCACGUAGGCGAGAAAAAGAGAGAACUCCGCCGUGGGCGGCAACCCCAACAGCGGCCGCAGCGGCUCUGUGGGCCGCAACCCACAGCCGGGAGGCCUUGGCCUUCCCCUGUGGGCGGCGUCCAAUAUAG